Messenger RNA from Molossus molossus (Pallas's mastiff bat), 2613 nucleotides. RefSeq names its product low density lipoprotein receptor (gene LDLR). The transcript has 18 exons. Bases 1 to 2613 code for a protein of 870 amino acids. NCBI's taxonomy places the organism in Eukaryota, Metazoa, Chordata, Mammalia, Chiroptera, Molossidae. The record is from RefSeq and is a predicted model, not a curated record. Gene Ontology annotation, molecular function: protein binding; calcium ion binding.
AUGCUGCAAAUGACUGGGGCCCCGCGUGCAGUCGCUGCCCGGCUGCGCGAAGCCCGGGGUUCCAGCACGGACAGUGCGAACAGGAACAGCAGUUUGGGCCAGGACAUUGCUGAAAGCAUGAGGCUGUGUUGGUUCCUCGCCGCGCUCCUCGCCGUGGUGGGGGCUGCAGUGGAAGAAAAAUGCGAGAGAAGCGAUUUCCAGUGCCAUGAUGGGCAAUGCAUCUCCUACAAGUGGGUUUGUGACGGGGUUGCCGAGUGCCAGGACGGCUCUGAUGAGUCCCAGGAGACGUGCAUGUCUGUCACCUGCAAGUCGGAGGACUUCAGCUGUGGGGGUCGUGUGAACCGCUGUAUUCCUGGGUUCUGGAGAUGUGACGGCCAGGUGGACUGUGAGAAUGGCUCGGAUGAGCAAGGCUGCUCCCCCAAGACCUGUUCCCCGGAGGAGUUCAGCUGCCAUGACGGGAAGUGCAUCGCCCCUGAGUUCGUCUGCGACGCGGACCGGGACUGCCUGGACGGCUCGGACGAGGCCGCCUGCCCGGCGCCCACCUGCGGCCCCGCCCACUUCCAGUGCAACAGCUCCGUCUGCGUCCCCGAGCUGUGGGCCUGCGACGGCGACCCCGACUGCGACGAUGGCUCCGAUGAGUGGCCGCAGCACUGCGGGGGCCGCAACACGUCCGCCAAGCACGGGGCCCACCCCUGCUCGGCCCUGGAGUUCCUCUGCCGCAGCGGGGAGUGCAUCCACCCGAGCUGGCGCUGCGACGGCAGCCCUGACUGCAGGGACAAGUCUGACGAGGAGAACUGCGCUGUGGCCACAUGCCGGCCUGACGAGUUCCAGUGCUUGGAUGGGACCUGCAUCCACGGCAGCCAGCAGUGUGACAAGCGGCAUGACUGCAAGGACAUGAGUGAUGAGCUUGGCUGUAUCAAUGUGACUCUGUGUGAGGGCCCCAACAAGUUCAAGUGCCACAGUGGUGAAUGCAUCACCUUGGACAAAGUGUGCAACUCGGUUCGGGACUGCAGGGACUGGUCGGAUGAGCCCCUCAAGGAGUGUGGGACCAACGAAUGCCUGGACAACAAGGGUGGCUGCUCCCAUGUCUGCAAGGAUCUCAAGAUUGGCUACGAGUGCUUGUGUCCCGAGGGCUUCCGGCUGGCGGACCAGCUAAGAUGUGAAGAUAUUGACGAGUGUCAGGACCCCGAUGCCUGCAGCCAGCUCUGUGUGAACCUCGAGGGCAGCUACAAGUGUGAAUGUGAGGAGGGCUUCCAGCUGGACCCCUUCACCAAGGCCUGCAAGGCCGUGGGCACCAGCGCCUACCUCUUUUUCACCAACCGCCACGAGGUAAGGAAGAUGACGCUGGACCGAAGAGAAUAUACCAGCCUCAUCCCAAACCUGAAGAACGUGGUUGCCCUGGACAUGGAAGUGGCCAGCAACAGAGUCUACUGGUCCGAUUUGUCCCUCAGGAAGAUCUACAGCACCCAGAUCAACAGAGUGCCCAGCUUCUCCUACGACACCAUCAUCGGCGAGGACCUCCAGGCCCCUGACGGGCUGGCGGUGGACUGGAUCCACAGCAACCUUUACUGGACUGACUCCAUCCUGGGCACCGUCUCUGUGGCUGACACCAAGGGCGUGAAGAGAAAGACCCUCUUUAAGGAGAAAGGCUCCAAGCCGAGGGCCAUUGUGGUGGAUCCUGUUCAUGGCUUCAUGUACUGGACGGACUGGGGGACUCCUGCCAGGAUCAAGAAAGGGGGCCUGAACGGUGUGGACAUUCACUCACUGGUGACAGAGGACAUCCAGUGGCCCAAUGGCAUCACCUUGGAUCUUUCCAGUGGACGCCUCUACUGGGUCGACUCCAAGCUCCACUCCAUCUCCAGCAUCGAUGUCAACGGGGGGAACCGGAAGACGAUUUUGGAGGACAAGAAAAAGCUGGCACACCCUUUCUCCUUGGCUAUCUUUGAGGAUAAAGUAUUCUGGACGGACAUCAUCAACGAAGCCAUUUUCAGUGCCAACCGCCUCACAGGGUCCGACAUUAAUUUGAUGGCAGAAAACCUGUUGUCCCCGGAGGACAUUGUCCUUUUCCACAACCUCACACAGCCAAGAGGGGUGAACUGGUGUGAGAAGACUAUCCUCCCUAAUGGUGGCUGCCAGUACCUGUGUCUCCCGGCCCCGCAGAUCAAUCUCCACUCACCCAAGUUCACCUGCGCCUGCCCCGAUGGCAUGCUGCUGGCCAAGGACGGCAGGAGCUGCCUCGCAGACACUGAACCUGUAGUGACCACCUGGGGACCCACCAUGGUUUACUCAACUGUGGCCAUUCCUGAGCUCACCACCACCAGCAUAGUGACUAAGCCCCACGAAGACCUGAACAACAUUACUAACAAAGAGGUCAAGAGGCCCAGGAGCUUGGGCGCGCUGUACAUUGUCCUCUUCAUCGUGCUGCUCACAAUUCUGUGCUUUGGGACCUUCCUCCUCUGGAGGAACUGGCGACUGAAGAGCAUCAACAGCAUCAACUUCGACAACCCUGUAUACCAGAAGACCACGGAGGACGAGGUCCACAUCUGCCACGGCCAGGGUGGCUACACCUACCCCUCGAGACAGAUGGUCAGGAUGGAGGAUGACAUGGCAUAA